AACAUGUUUUAAAUUAUUUUAUAUCAUACUAUAUAUACCCUAUAUUGUAAAAUUUUCGUAAUGCACGAGUCAUUGAAAUCGCCAAAAAUGAAAGUGACAUAAAUAUUUGCGAUUUAGCCUAUGCCUUCCUUUAUUAUAACUUUUAAUAAUGAAUUCAGGAUGGUGUUGGCAAGCAAAUGGCCUAGAAAAUGCAGCGCAGUGCCGUAUUCUGUAAAGAAAAUGUCACUGUGUGACUUCAGUUGGUGAGCUCACGCACUCACACAUAGUUUUGUAUUGCGCCAGCUAGCGAGGAGCAAGCAAGUACCUGUCAAAUUCCGACUUGUAUGAGAGUCGAGUGUAAAUUGUUCGAAAAUGAUUCUUGUCACAUAAUCUUAUUAAUUUAAAAGUGAUGUAUGCCUGGGCGAAUUCGUAUACAACUAAAUUAUCCUGGUGCUUAACAAAUAGCGUUUAUGCUCACUACCGACACCAUGGUGCAGUGUCAUCCGCCGUUGGAGCUGGAAGAAUUGCCAAAAGAAGACGAAGAAAGAUUAGAAAAAUUAUUUUCUAAAUUAGACAACGAUGGAAAUGGUAAAAUUGAUAUCCACGAUUUGUCUGUCGCCCUAAAGGAACUUGCACCACACAUCAAUCGAAGCUAUGCAGAGAAAUUUAUAGCCAAGUCAGGAUGGAAGGAAGCAGGCGAUGUUACACUCUCCGAGUUCAUACAUUAUGUGCGUGAACAUGAGAAGAAUCUUAGGCUGCAGUUCUCACAUCUCGAUAAAAAUAAAGAUGGAAAAGUUGAUCUGGAGGAACUUAUAUCGGCGUUUGCGGAUCUGGGUAUAGCAAUUGGAAGAAAUGAGGCAACAAAUCUCUUAAAGAGGAUGGACCAGGACGGCAGCCUGAACAUUAGCUAUGAUGAGUGGCGUGAUUACCUGUUGCUUGCGCCCGCGACCGAUAUUCAUGCUCUCAUACAUUUCUGGAGACAUUCCACGUAUUUGGACAUCGGUGAAGACAUGAAUGUUCCCGAUGACUUUACACAAAGCGAACUGCAGACCGGGAAGUGGUGGCGCCACCUGCUGGCCGGAGGCAUAGCCGGCGCUGUUAGCAGGACAUGCACGGCGCCUUUAGAUAGACUCAAAGUAUUCCUACAGGUGAAUCCGACCAGAGAAAAUAUGGCCAAAUGUUUAGCGAAAAUGAUAAGCGAAGGUGGUGUUACUGGUUUAUGGCGCGGUAAUGGUAUAAACGUGAUCAAGAUAGCUCCAGAAUCUGCGUUGAAGUUCGCCGCUUACGAGCAAGUGAAACGUUUAAUAAAGGGGGAGAAGAAGAACCACCCGCUAGCAAUACACGAGCGAUUCGUCGCUGGCGCAACAGCCGGUGCAAUCAGUCAAACUGUGAUCUACCCAUUAGAGGUGCUAAAGACAAGAUUAGCUUUAAGAAAAACUGGGCAGUAUAGCGGCAUAUUAGAUGCAGCGAAAAAAAUUUAUGCCAGAGAGGGUCUCAAGUGUUUCUACAAAGGUUACAUUCCAAAUAUAUUGGGUAUCGUACCGUAUGCUGGCAUCGACCUGGCUGUGUACGAGACUCUUAAGAAGAAGUAUAUAAGCAAGUACCAGGCACAUAACGGUCAGCCCGGCAUGCUGCUGCUCUUAGCCUGCGGCAGCGCCUCCUGCACCCUCGGACAAGUCUGUUCCUACCCCUUGGCUCUCGUACGGACCAGAUUGCAGGCACAAGAGAAAGCAGCAAAGGGAGCCGAGGGCACGAUGCGUGGCGUGUUUCGCGACAUCGUGCAGCGCGAGGGUUUAGUGGGACUGUACCGCGGGAUCACGCCCAACUUCAUCAAGGUGAUCCCCGCCGUGUCCAUAUCGUACGUGGUGUACGAGUACGCGAGCCGCUCGCUCGGCGUCAACAUGACGUGAUAUCAACGUAACACCGCGCCUCCGCCACCUCGUUACAUUCUAUUUUAAGCAUAUUAGCAAAAUUUUGCAUUUGAUUGUAAAUAGCUCUCCAGUAUGUUAAGUUUAUUAUUUAUUAUGACUUUAAACGUGAAAGGUCAGCUCGAGACGCUACCACUGGAUGGACUAUGUAAUGUCAAUUCGCGUAAUGUUUGCAUUUGUUGGAUGUUUAUAACUGUGGUCUCGUCUGUACACGACGGUUCCACGUCCGCCCCUACGUCUGUGAUUGCUGAGGUGUGAAUUUUUUUUUUAAUUUAUUGUGUUUUGAUUUGCUUUUCUAAUUUCGUUGACCGUGACAACGCUAAAAUACUAGGUCGAUAUGUAAUGGUUGUACGCAGUUUUACAAGAUUAAAAAGGAAAAUAGAUUUUAGUAAUUCACCAUAAUAAUGUUAUGAUGUUUCAAGACAAUAUCGUAUUUACAUUAUUUCUACUGUUCUAUACACAAUUAUAGAAUUGUUAGAAGUUUAUGUGCAAAUGUUUAAAAAUAUAAUCAUGUUAUUGAGUAAUCGACUCAAGUAACAAAAUUUAAAGACAUUUUUAGGAGAAGGUACACAGAGAUCUGUGAUUUGUAGUAUUAGAGCAUUACGAGAACAGAGAUUAUUUAACAAAUGCUAUGAGCGAAUUUAGUACAGACAAUGAAAUAACUAUUUGUAUACACCCAUACCUAAACUGCCAUUGAAAGGAAAUUAAAUAUUUGUAUUUUUUUACAUAAUAGACACUUUAAUAUAGUGUUAAUUUUAGUUAAAAAUAAUCGUUGCAUAUUGUUCUUUUGCACUUAUAUAUUAAUAUAAUAAAGUCUUCUCUUAAAUCUUGUCUUCGGAUCUUUUAUGAAUGAAUUUUCAGUCUUCAUUAAGAUGAAAACUGUCUUCGUCACGUCGGUCACCAAUAAUCUCAAUAGUUAAUAGUUUUGACUUUUGACAUAGUCUAUUGUACUGUACCUAAUUCGUUUUACCAGAUAUCUUUUUAAUCAAUUCUUAAUGAAAUAAAUUAUCUUUUAUUGCAUAAAACGAACUAAUGUGUUAGGCUACAAAGCGUUUUUCCUUCCCUCAUUUGUUUUCCUGACGAAACCUACAUUACGUGAAAGAGCACAUUUUUUUAAACAUGUAACCGGGUUGCCUAAUCCUAGCCUGGCAAGGCUAUGUUUAAUUGAUCUCUGAAGUCGGCAAUUUUUUCAGCAAAAACUCCUCAUCGAGUAUCCUGAAAAUUUUGUCACCAAUCGAUAGUACGUAAUGUAAACAUGACUCUAAGGUGGGGUUGCCUAUCUUUUUACUGCAUUGCCUAAUCAUAGGCUAACCAGGCUAGGAUUAGGCAACCCAGUUACAACAUGUUUAAAAAAAAAUUGCUAUUUCACCUAAUGUAGGUUUUAUCAGGUAAUCUCAUUAGGGAAGGUCAUCACUAGUGUUGUAUCUCUAACUAUGUUAUAUGUCAUUGUCCCCGCAAUUAUAAUUUGUCAUCACAUUUCUGUGCAAUUAUCUUAAUAAUUUACAAUUU
Messenger RNA from Papilio polytes (common Mormon), 3416 nucleotides. RefSeq names its product calcium-binding mitochondrial carrier protein SCaMC-2 (gene SCaMC). Gene Ontology annotation, molecular function: calcium ion binding; ATP transmembrane transporter activity. The record is from RefSeq and is a predicted model, not a curated record. The transcript has 8 exons. Lineage: Eukaryota; Metazoa; Arthropoda; Insecta; Lepidoptera; Papilionidae. Gene Ontology annotation, cellular component: mitochondrial inner membrane. Gene Ontology annotation, biological process: transmembrane transport. The coding region runs from base 450 to 1889 and encodes 479 amino acids.